AUGGACGACGUCCCACGCUUACUAUCGCUCCCCUUCGAGCUGAGGGACAUGAUAUGGACAUACUGCGCUACUACUGCGGAGUCAAAGGGGUUGCUGAUAUGCUGUCACCAGACAAGGGACGAGUUCACCGGCCACUGCAUACUAACUGAAGACGUUGAAAGGCUACAAACACUCCGGAUCUGGCUGGACUCUACAUAUGAUGAUGGAAUCUGGCUCAAGUUCGAUUACACCUGGACCAAGGAUGGGCAUUACCACCAUGCUGUCAACAAGAUCAUCCUGGACCUUCAAGCCCCGAGGCGAGGAUACUUUGUGGGCGCACUUUUUAUGAUGCUCGCCAAGGUAAACGAUGUCUAUUGUUUCAUUUCAAACAUGAUGCGAGAUAUCAUUAUGGAACAACCAGAUCCGGAUUUGGGACACGUCGAAAUCAACUUCAUGACGGAAUCAAGGCAGCCUGGCCAAACAGCCAACGAGGCAAAGAACUUCUGGGAGUGUCGUUCGCCAAAGGUCCUUCAAGAAUCGAUUAGGAAUCACCCGUGGGAGUUCCCACGCCCGCCCGUCAUCAACUAUAUGGUGUGGCCACGGAAGCAUGUUCAUAGGCAUGAACCUUUCACUACGGAAACGGUUCAGAAUCUUCGUAAAUUUUGCUACAAGAUGCAAUCCAAGACAGUACCCAAGGAGAUUAUAUGGAAACAGGCGGCCCAUCGCUUCCCUCUUGAUCGCUGUAACCUCCAACAGCAAAUUGCAGUGUGGUCGACCGAUUCCAUGACAAGAGCUCGCUGGAACGGAAAGCGCAAUAAGUUUGACAAAAUUCCUCUUACGAUUGAACAACAUUGGAAGCAUAUCUACUACGACAGGGAGAACCUCAUGUGCCGAUUCCAAUUCUGGUUGGACAAUCUCCCUAGACCUACCGGUGGGCCCAUGGAUAUGUUGCGACUCCAUCGAUUCAGGACCAUGGAUAAGUGUGGUGCUGGAAUCUUCAAUCGACAGAACCAGAGUUAUCCCAAGUCAGGAGGUCCUUAUGGAGCAUCUACCGAGAUCAAUAGGCGUCUUGCUACGCUGUUCGACCCUUUCGCAGCUGCUCAUAUCAUCGAAAUGCGCGACAGUUGCCCACAUUUUCGUGCAGUGAAGUGGGCGACCGCUUCUCUAUCUGAACAUACCAAAGGCAUGUCCAACCAGGCAUGGCUCAAGUUCUACCCUGAGGGUAUUCGAUAUUACUGGGAUAGACGAAACCUCAUCGAAUGGAGACUCCAUUGGACAACACGAAACUACAGCUUGCUGGAGAAGUUUGAAAACAGUCUUCAUGGCUGUAACAAUGUGCUCUUACACCAAUGGUGGGAGUGUGUGGCUUCCUACCAAGACUCAUGGGCCGUCCUCAACGACCUUGCGCUUCCCGUUGAACGUGAAGCCCUGCAGUGGGCCAUAAAGUCCUUCCCAAGCCAUCCCGCAGAUAUCGAGCGCCCGGUUCUGGUUCGACGGGAUCGGGAUGAGUAUAUUGUAGGUAUUCCUGUUACCGGUUGA
This is a messenger RNA of Fusarium pseudograminearum CS3096, 1518 nucleotides long. RefSeq lists its product as uncharacterized. The transcript has 4 exons. Bases 1 to 1518 code for a protein of 505 amino acids. Lineage: Eukaryota; Fungi; Ascomycota; Sordariomycetes; Hypocreales; Nectriaceae. The record is from RefSeq and is a predicted model, not a curated record.